GGCGGCCGCAGCAGCAGCAGCAGCAGCGGGGCGGUGGUGGCGGCUGCCGGCAGCUGUCAGCCCCCGCUCCGCCGGCGCCCACCGCCCGCCUGUCACCGCUUCGGGGGGGGGGGUGGAGGAAGCACUGAGUGCGCCGAGGUGCUGACCCGCUUCCUUCCUUCCCUCCCUCCCUCUCUCCGGUCCUUUCUCUCCCCCCCAAAAAAACCCUUUUCCUUCCUCCCUUCCGCCCGCCCAUCGCUGACAUCCUCCUCCGGCCGCCUCCCCGCCCCGGGCUGCGCGGCCCCCGCCGCCCCAGCGAGCGCUGCGCACAUCGCCCGAGCUGCAGCACCGAGCGAAUGUAUGAAAACAUGUCCACAAUGGUGUAUUUAAAGGAAGAGAAGUUGGAGAAGCUUACUCAAGAUGAAAUCAUUGCCAAAACUAAGCAAGUGAUCAAUGGACUAGAGGCACUGAAGAAUGAACACAAUUCAAUUUUACAGAGCUUACUUGAAACACUGAAAUGUUUGAAGAAAGAUGAUGAAACUAAUCUGGUUGAAGAAAAAUCAAACAUGAUUCGAAAGUCACUGGAAAUGCUGGAGCUUGGCCUUAGUGAAGCACAGGUAAUGAUGGCCUUGUCAAAUCACUUAAAUGCAGUGGAAUCAGAGAAGCAGAAACUGCGUGCUCAGGUUCGCCGGCUGUGCCAGGAAAAUCAGUGGCUACGGGAUGAACUAGCCAAUACACAGCAGAAACUACAGAAAAGUGAGCAGUCUGUGGCUCAGCUGGAGGAAGAAAAGAAACAUCUAGAAUUCAUGAAUCAAUUAAAAAAAUAUGAUGAUGACAUUUCACCAUCAGAGGAUAAAGAUACGGAUUCCACCAAAGAGCCUUUGGAUGACUUGUUUCCCAAUGAUGAGGAUGACCAAGGACAAGGAAUUCAACAGCAGCAUAGCAGUGCAGCAGCUGCUGCCCAACAAGGUGGCUAUGAAAUUCCAGCAAGAUUACGGACCCUUCAUAAUCUUGUUAUUCAGUACGCUUCCCAAGGGAGAUAUGAGGUUGCUGUGCCUCUCUGUAAACAAGCUCUUGAAGAUCUGGAGAAGACUUCGGGUCAUGACCAUCCUGAUGUUGCCACUAUGUUGAACAUACUUGCUUUGGUGUACAGAGACCAGAACAAAUACAAAGAUGCAGCAAAUCUCCUGAAUGAUGCCUUGGCUAUCCGUGAAAAGACUUUGGGCAAAGAUCAUCCAGCGGUGGCAGCAACUCUAAACAAUCUUGCAGUACUUUAUGGUAAACGGGGAAAGUACAAAGAAGCUGAACCACUGUGUAAGCGAGCUCUGGAAAUCAGAGAAAAGGUCCUGGGGAAAGAUCACCCUGAUGUUGCCAAACAAUUAAAUAAUUUGGCUUUGCUAUGCCAGAACCAGGGUAAAUAUGAGGAGGUUGAAUACUACUAUCAGAGGGCACUUGAAAUCUACCAAACUAAGCUGGGACCAGAUGACCCAAAUGUUGCGAAAACAAAGAACAAUCUGGCAUCCUGCUAUCUAAAACAGGGCAAGUUUAAGCAAGCGGAAACUUUAUACAAAGAGAUUCUUACUCGCGCCCAUGAACGGGAGUUUGGCUCUGUAGAUGAGGAAAAUAAGCCUAUCUGGAUGCAUGCAGAAGAGAGGGAAGAAUGCAAAGGGAAGCAAAAAGAUGGCACAUCUUUUGGAGAAUAUGGUGGCUGGUACAAAGCUUGCAAAGUUGACAGUCCAACAGUAACAACUACUUUAAAGAACCUUGGGGCACUUUACAGACGACAGGGCAAAUUUGAAGCUGCUGAAACAUUAGAAGAGGCAGCAAUGAGAUCUCGUAAACAGGGUCUUGACAAUGUUCACAAACAGAGAGUUGCUGAAGUGCUGAAUGACCCUGAGAGCAUAGAGAAAAGGCGGAGCCGGGAAAGCCUCAACGUGGAUGUGGUAAAGUACGAGAGUGGCCCUGACGGAGGCGAGGAAGUGAGUAUGAGCGUAGAGUGGAACGGGGCCUAGAUGCCUUUUGUGAUUCUUAUACUGUCUCCUGCAUGACGGGCGUGCACCAUCUUCAAGCUUUAACUUCUCUCUUCAGUACUGACUGCUGUGUUUUAGCAAACCCCUUAAGAUUCUUGUCAGAGCUACACUUCCCUGUAAACUGGCCAUUCCUUCAGUGCUGGUGUCUUUUUUGGUUUUCUAUUUCUGUACAUGUGUAGCUUUGCCAGAUAUGUAUCUAGUCAUACAAAAUGUUAUUACAACCAUUUGCUGUGUAAUACAUUAGUAAAAAAAAACCAAAACCCAGACAAGUAACAAUGACCUUUAUAAGUAGCUGUUCACUAUGGAAUAAAGGUAGUUAAAAGUAUCACACAAGGUAUUAUUGAAAUGGCAUGAUGGUGAUCUUUACAGGAGAAAAACCAAACCCGUAAAAGUAAGGCAUGUUCUCCAAGUGCUUUAAAAUGUAUUUAGAGACCUAUUAUAUGGUUAACAUCAAUAUGGAACUCUGGAUGUCUUCACUUAUGAUUAUUCUAAAGUAGCAUUGCUGUUUAGUCUUUGUGUGAGAUUUUGGCAAUUAUGCUUUUCUCUACUAAUCUUGGUGUUCAGUGAUUUGUGUAUUUGUCUUUCUAACUUCUAAUAAACUCACUCCAACUCAGG
Molecule: messenger RNA, 2624 nt
Organism: Pipra filicauda (Wire-tailed manakin)
Lineage: Eukaryota; Metazoa; Chordata; Aves; Passeriformes; Pipridae
Gene: KLC1
Product: kinesin light chain 1
Exons: 14
Coding region: 336-1991 (551 amino acids)
Biological process (GO): axo-dendritic transport
Cellular component (GO): membrane-bounded organelle; cytoplasm; kinesin complex
Molecular function (GO): kinesin binding
Source: RefSeq, a predicted model, not a curated record